This is a messenger RNA of Cajanus cajan (pigeon pea), 1796 nucleotides long. It is a transcript of the gene LGT8, whose product is annotated as glucosyl transferase family 8. Gene Ontology annotation, cellular component: Golgi apparatus. Gene Ontology annotation, molecular function: glycosyltransferase activity. The record is from RefSeq and is a predicted model, not a curated record. Lineage: Eukaryota; Viridiplantae; Streptophyta; Magnoliopsida; Fabales; Fabaceae.
GAGAAAUAAAAGAAGAGAGAGAAAGUGAUGGAUGAAUAAAUGAAUGAAAUGAAUCUCGUAUAAGUAGGUCAUAGAUUUCACUUUCUCAGAACUCCAGCUUCUUCUCUCUCUCUCUGGAACUUCACGAAUCGUUCCAGAGAAAAACCCCAAACCGAAACCGCGUUUUCUUUAAAACGCACCACCAAAAGAAACAAAGAAAGCGAAACGCAAAAGUCAAGAACAGAACAAGAAAUGCCACCGUUUUUCUCCUUCUUCUUUCUCACAGCAAUGCCAUUGUAGCAAAGCACCCUUUCAUUUUCUUCCACCAAGAACCGAUUUUGCCACCGACCCAUUACUCCAAUGCUUCCCCUCCGCCUAAGCGCCGUCGUCUCGUCCCUCAUUCUCUGCUUCCUCCUCCCCCCCUUCUGCCUCGGAAUCCGCUCCUUUCCGACCACCGAAGACGGCGGCCACCGCUACGCGGAGGCCCCGGAUUACCGCAACGGCGCCGGCUGCCCCGCCGCCUCCUCCGGGCACUCCCUCCUCCCCUCCUGCGACCCCUCUCUGGUCCACAUCGCCAUGACCCUCGACUCCGGCUACCUCCGCGGCUCCAUCGCCGCCGUCCACUCCGUCCUCCGCCACUCCUCCUGCCCGGAAAACGUGUUCUUCCACUUCGUGGCCGCCGAGUUCGACCCGGCAAGCCCCCGGGUCCUGACCCGACUCGUUCGCUCCAUCUUCCCCUCUCUGAACUUCAAAGUUUACAUCUUUCGCGAAGACACAGUGAUAAACCUAAUCUCCUCUUCAAUCCGACAAGCCCUGGAAAACCCCUUGAACUACGCGCGCAACUACCUCGGCGACAUGCUGGACCCCUGCGUGGACCGCGUGAUCUACCUCGACUCCGACGUGGUCGUGGUCGACGACGUACGCAAGCUCUGGCGCGUGGCACUCGCAGGGUCGCGCGUGAUCGGCGCGCCGGAGUAUUGCCACGCGAACUUCACCAAGUACUUCACGGACGAGUUCUGGAACGACCCCGUUUUGUCGCGCGUGUUCGCGUCUCGGACCCCGUGCUACUUCAACACGGGGGUGAUGGUGAUGGACUUGGUGAGGUGGAGAGAGGGGAACUUUAGGAAGAAAAUCGAGAACUGGAUGGAACUCCAGAGGAAGAAGAGGAUUUACGAGUUGGGGUCUUUGCCUCCUUUUUUGCUUGUUUUUGCGGGCAAUGUUGAGGCUAUUGACCAUCGGUGGAACCAGCAUGGGCUUGGUGGGGACAACGUCAAUGGUGUUUGUAGGUCCCUUCAUCCUGGGCCUGUCAGUUUGUUGCAUUGGAGUGGUAAGGGCAAGCCUUGGGUUAGGCUUGAUGACAAGCAGCCUUGUCCUUUGGAUCGUCUUUGGGAGCCUUAUGAUUUGUAUAAGCCCAAGCAACUCAGGGAUGAUACGGUUAGGGAUCAGAAUUGGGGUUUCUCUUCUUCUAUUUUGGUUGGUUAUGCUCAUGAUUUGUUAUGAUCAUGAUGAUGAUGAUGAUCGUCGUGGUGGUGCUGAUUCUUUGGUGCAUUUGUUGUUCAGAGAUUCUUUGUUAGCGAUGUACAGAUUGUUCGGUAGAGGAGAUUUGUUGGGGCUUCAUUCUUUCUGUAGAAUUUCUCUUCUUUUUUUUUCUUUUAAGGUGUUUAAAUUCUUGUGCUUUAUUACAAAAUAUGGAAUUUCGAUUCUUUUCUCUGCUGGGGGGUUCCUUCUCUUGGAACAAUUUUGGUGGGUUUGUAUGGGACCAUUCAUUGUAUGUGCCAAACAAAGUGCAGAAUAACAGACAGUUGUUCAUUGUUUUA